Messenger RNA from Candidozyma pseudohaemuli, 6447 nucleotides. Its product is annotated as cleavage/polyadenylation factor CFT1. NCBI's taxonomy places the organism in Eukaryota, Fungi, Ascomycota, Pichiomycetes, Serinales, Metschnikowiaceae. The record is from RefSeq and is a predicted model, not a curated record. Gene Ontology annotation, molecular function: nucleic acid binding; protein binding. The transcript has 5 exons. Gene Ontology annotation, cellular component: endoplasmic reticulum membrane; nucleus; mRNA cleavage and polyadenylation specificity factor complex. Bases 1 to 6447 code for a protein of 2148 amino acids. Gene Ontology annotation, biological process: GPI anchor biosynthetic process.
AUGAAGUCUACUCAGUUAGCCACGCUUGCUUCCCUUGCCUCGGUUGCUCUUGCGGACCUUCCUACCUUGACCUCGACCAUCGUGUCUAGCUCAUGUUCUUUGGGACCUUCCACGUUUAAGUUCUCCAAUGAUACUACGCCUGUGACGCAUGUUGCACCAGAAGCUGAAUCAACUUCCGACCUUGAGUCCACCCAGCUUCCCUCCUCCAGCUCCGAGGAAGUCAUUUACGAAACCGAUGUUGUCACCAAUGACAGCAUCUUCACCACUGACAGGGUCGUCUGCAACGGUGGCUCUUGCUACACUACCACCGGUUUGGAAACCUGGGUCACCACCACCGACACCAUCGAUGGUAUUUUGACGACUUACUUGACUCACGUCCCUGUGACAUCCACUGAAGGGACUGAGGCUUCUGCUGCAGCCACAACUACUCAGGCUCCAGAGUCUGUCGUCACUGAGUCGGAGAUUGGCACCACUGUCGUGAUCAUCACCUCCUGCUCUGACAACAAGUGCAAGCCUACUGCUGUUACCACCGGCUUGACUGUUGUGACCUCCACGAUUAAGGGCGUUGAAACCAUUUACACCACCUACUGCCCAAUUAGCUCUGAGCUGUCUGUCAAGCCAAAGAAGACUAUUCAGUCUACUACCGUCGCCACUGUCACAGUCUGUUCGGAAGAAGUGUGUCAAUCCUCAGCCGUUACUACCGGUGUGACCGAGUUGACCACAACCAUUCACGGUGUGGAGAGCAUCUACACCACUUACUGCCCAAUUGAGUCUUCCACCAGUGAGCAGCCUUCGGAACCUGUGAAGGAGAUCACCUCGUCUGAGACUGAGUACAUCACCAUCACCAAGUCCGAGGACCACGAAACCAGCUCUCCAGCACCUUCUGGAACGGUGAAUGUCAUCACCAACAACAUUGUGACUCAAUACUCUAAGAGCUCCUCUGUUGCCUCUGUGGUGCAGAGCACUACUCCUCUCGUUUCCACAUAUGAAGGUGCUGCUGCCCAAGCUGCUCCUGUGGUUUUCGGCCUCGUUCCAAUCGUUCUCGCACUUAUAAAACAUCUUAUUGUGGCCAAGACGUCGGUUCUACAAGUGUUCCAAAUCUCAAGUGAAACGUCUGAUAAAUCAAAAGAGAGCCACCAAUUGAGCUUGGUGCUGCAAUACCGUUUACAGGGAAAGGUUACUGACUUGAAGCCGAUCCGUACUUUGGAGUCGCCGAACCUUGACUAUCUUUUAGUGUCUACCGAGAGUGCUAAAUUCUCUUGCAUAAAAUGGGAUGCAUCAAAACAUACCAUUCAAACAGUCUCAUUGCAUUUCUAUGAACAUUUGAUGGAGGAAACCGCAUAUCAGCAAAACAAAAGCUCUCAGCUCAUCGUCGAUCCAAAUUCAAAUGCCAUGGCCUGCUUGCGUCAAGCCAAUGUGCUCAUCUUUUUACCCUUCCACCAAGUUGAAGAUGAAGACGAUGAUGACGAUGAUGAUGACAUUGGCGAUGAAAAUAUAGAUGAUAAUGAAGCCGAAGUAAACAACGAUGGUGAGAAAAAAGAGCAAAUUGAACCAACUUCUCCAAACGCAAGCAAGGAUGAACGAGCUCCACUUGUUCCCCUGGUUGAUCCGCUUGGUCCAAGGGCCAGAAAUAUCUCCUUAUUUGAAGAAAGUUUAGUGCUAGAGGUCAAUUCAUUGGAUAGCAGCAUUGGAGAAAUUAUUGAUUUGCAAUUCUUGGGUAAUUAUAGAAGACCGACUAUCGCAAUCCUUUCCCAAACGAAACGAACAUGGACUGGUCUUCUACCGGUUCAAAAGGAUAACGUUCAAUUCACUGUUUUAUCUCUCAAUUUGCGAGCACAGUCUGCAACAACCGUUUUGAAGGUUGAGAAUUUGCCUUAUGACAUAGACAGAAUUUAUCCUGUCCCGGGACCAAUUCAUGGCAGUUUGCUAGCUGGAAGCAACGAAAUAAUUCAUGUUGAUGGUGGUGGAAUUCUACGUCGAAUCGCUUUAAACGAGUACCUCGCAGACAUCACAAACACGCUGCGUGCCUUCACAGAUCAACUGUCAUUCAAUCUUAAACUAGAAAAUUGUGUAUUUGUCAAGAUUCCAAACGAGACAAAACUUCUCAUGCUUCUAAAGAAUGGCCAAAGCUAUUGCGUGACAUUUGAUAUGGAUGGUAAGACCAUCAAACGAAUGGUGGUUGAGGCUUUUGAGUCUGAAUCAUUCUCGCAAUGGAUACAUCAGCUCCCCGGCGAAAUUGCCUUGUUGGAUGAUGAUUUGUUAUUCUUUGCAAGCAAUGCGUGCGAUGCGGCAUUGGUUAGGAUUAGUUCGUCAGACAUGUCUACGUCCGUUGAAGCGAAUGAUAAUGUCAAAGGUGCUAACGAUGAUGAUGACGAUUUUUAUGAUGACUUGGAGGAUAGCAAAGCAACCAAUGGGUCAAAGAGGGGAAGGUUGGAGCUCAAACAGUACGAUUCACUUUCCAACAAUGGUCCCAUCUCCAAUUUUACGCUAGGCAAUUACAGCAGAGAGCGGUACGUCACCAAUUUGCCAAAUCCGAAUUACAAUCUGAUAUCCAUUUUUUCUACCGGUGGUCUUAACGAAUCUGGUCAUGUGAACAUUUUCACCCCGACCGUGCAACCUGAAAUUAAAACGUCACUUACGUUUUCUCAGCUUAAUCGUCUUUGGACUCUCAACAACAAGUAUCUCAUAACUUCUGACGAUCCUAACAAUAAGUCAGAAAUUUUUGAUAUCACACAAUCUUAUGCUCGUUUGCCGGCAAAGCAAUUUAUUCAUGACGAGCUCACGGUGGCAAUGCAUGAAUUGAAUAAUGGAAACUUCAUACUUCAAGUGACUCCGAAGCAUGUAAUAUUAUUCAACAAUAAGUUUAAAAGGAUCGUUACAUUGGACGAACAACUACAGGAAUUUUCAGAUGCAGAUAUCAUAACAAGUGUGUUCGAUGAUGGCUUUCUAAUGCUAUUUCUCUCCACAGGAGAGUUGUUGAUUUUCACAAUCAAUACAUAUAGCAAGUCUUUCACAAGGAUUCCUUUACCAAAGUUAUUGGAUGACGUUCUCAUAACUACGGGAUACAUCACCAAUUCUAGGGUUCUCAACGCUGUGACUAAAGACCUUUCACUUCUCACUAAUAGGGGUCAAAAGCGUCGCCGAGACGGUGAACAAACACUGAAGGAAGGAGGCAAGGAUGAUCCCAAGUCCAAAAUUUUUCUCGUUGUUACUGGUGACAACAGAAUUGUCGUCUUCAACAGAUUCCAUAAUGAAAAGUGCUUUCAAUUGAACUCGGUCAACAAAUUUAGUGAUUUGCUUUCUCUUGGUUUCUUCGAUAUCAAUGCAGGUGAGCCCGACCCAGUUAUCAAGCAAGUUGUUCUCAAUGAUUUGGGUGAUGAAACAAGCAAAGAAGAAUACCUCACCAUUUUGACGGUCGGUGGUGAAAUAAUAUGUUACAAACUUUUCUUCGAUGGAGAAAACUACAAAUUUCUCAAAGAUAUGGAAACCCCCAUCACUGGUGCACCACACAAUGCAUAUCCAGAAGGUACCUCGAUCGAAAGAAGGUUGGUAUUUUUCCCAAACAUAAGUGGUUUCACUUGCAUUCUUGUCACGGGAAUUGUGCCAUAUUUUAUCGUCAAAGGUAGGAAAGCAAGUGUAAGAGUCUUCAAGUUCCUGAAUAUUCCGAUCGUGUCGUUCGUCCCCUUUAGUGACGACAAACUUCAGAAUGCCCUCAUCUAUCUCGACACGAAAAAGAAUGCCAGAAUUGUUGAGAUUCCUAAAGUGUUCAACUAUGAGAAUAGACUCCCAAUGAGACGUGUCAAGGUUGGAGAAACCGUCAAGUCGAUAGCCUACCAUGAGGGAUCGGACACCUUCGUCUUGGCCACACUUCAGAAUAUUCCUUAUAAUUGCGUCGAUUUUGAGGGAAAUCCCAUAUUUGGCUUAAAACCUAACAAGCCACGAGAGGUAUCCUACAAAGGACUGAUAAAACUUUUGUCACCAAAGAAUUGGAGCUUCAUUGAUUCCAUCGAAUUAGAAGAAAAUGAAGUUGCCUUGCACCUCAAGACGAUGCCUUUAGAUGUUGGCAGUUCCGUGAAGCAUUACAAAAACAGAAAAGAAUUCGUUCUCGUUGGUACCGGCAAAUACACUACGGAGGAUCUUGUGGCCAAUGGUGCUUAUAAACUUUUAGAAAUCAUUGACAUCAUUCCUGAGCCUGGUAGGCCGGAAACUAACCACAAAUUCAAGGAGUUUACCCACGAAGACAUCCGUGGUGCUGUUACUUCGUUAUGUGAUGUUACUGGCCGUUUUCUCAUUGCACAGGGCCAAAAAAUCAUUGUCCGGGAUAUCAAGGAUAACAGCGCAGUUCCCGUCGCUUUUCUCGAUACUGCAGUGUAUGUGACAGAGACGAAGUCAUUUGGAAAUUUUGUGCUUCUUGGAGAUACGCUUAAAAGUGUUUGGUUAGCUGGUUUUGAUGCUGAGCCGUUUAGAAUGCUCAUGUUGAGUAAGGACGUUCAUGGCCAUGAUGUUGCAUGUGCAGAUUUUAUUGUGAAAGAUGGUGACCUUCAAGUUGUGAUUGCAGACAGUGGCGGUAUAUUGCACACUUUACAAUACAACCCAGAAGAUCCUGCGUCGUCCAAUGGUCAAAGACUUCUUCACAAGGCGACGUUCAACACCAACUUCUCUGUAUCUUGCAUGAAAAGUAUUCCAAAGUUCGAACAGUUCAACCAGUCAGUCUCAAGUGAAAGGCAAGCCUUCCAAACUAUUGCCUCAACUGCAGAGGGUGCAUUUUUCACAAUGGAACUUGACGAUAAGAAAGAUACCAAAGCGGCCUCGAGAAAGGCUAAGAGCGUUUCCUUUUCUGCCUCCGUUGGUGAGCCGACAGAUGAGAUAAAUAACUCUCAAGAGAUCACGGUUCCAGCAGUUAAGAAUCUACUUUGGCCAAAUCCAGCACACUAUCUUCUCAUCAUACAUGCAUUGUUUUCAAGAGGAUUGACACUGAAUCCCCUUGGCGUCAUGGGAGCAGGGAUAUCCAUUCUAGUCAUUGCACAGUGUAUCUACGGAUUUCUCUUGAUGCAUCUGAGCUCAAAUGCUCAUCAAGGAAGAACCAUAAAAGAAAACGGGCCACUUGUUGUCAUAACUGCUACGGUUGCAUCCCUUCUACUUGCCAAUGUUGUGUUUUGCAUCGUCAUUUUAAUGGGUGCACCACUUUCGAUGCUUGUUCUGGAGACCUACGUUCUCUCAAUUCACCUUUCGUUGUUGGUUAUUCAACCUGUCUUGGUACUUUUCAGGCUUGAGCACGAUCAAUUGCGUAAGUUUUUCAGCAUUGACAAUAUAUACUCUCAGAUAUUGUCGAACUCCGUGCUCUGCUCCUCGUUUUUCACGUUAGUUGGUGCCUGGAUAGCUGAUUACUCCCGGGAUAAGAUGAAGAAUCCGGAACUUUUUAAUCGUGCUUUUGAUCAAUACCUUGAGUAUGACGUUGGCGGUACCAACAUCUUAGAAACGGACAUUUUCGAAGAUGGGUCAAAUGAGAACCAGGUGCUGACUCGCAGAGUAUCACAGAAAAAUAGCAAGCUUCUGCUUUUGAAUUCAGUGGGCUUGAUCAUCGGAAUUGCUGUUGUCAUACUAUAUUACUUCAAUGGACUGUUUCAAUCCUAUGAGCAUAUGCGGCAGAUCGACGCCAUAGAGGAGAAGUUUUCAAGGCUUGAGGCUCUCUCCCGUGAACUCGACGAGCUUGAAAAAUCCAAUAGACAGCUUGUCCAGGAUAAACAAACUGAUCUCAUUGUUGAAAGAGUCCCACUGCACGAAAAUAUCCCAAAUGAACCACUGGACGAUAAUCCGGAUAACGUCUUGCCACAAAACGAUUAUAAGCAAAGAGACAAAACUCUCACAUCUUUAAGAUUGGAGGGCGAUGCUCUCGAUGACUUUGUCUUACGAUCCAUCUCUCGAUAUAUCACCAGGUUUGUUCCAGUGUUCAUGAAAGACCAUAAAAUUAGAUACACCACGGAGUUCCAUGAUUUUAUUCGCAAUAUUACUAAGGAAGAAUUAUCCAAUUAUCAACAGCUCGAAACCCAUAAAAAAGAGACAAAUGACAAGGGUCAAGUGGGCGACGCAAUUUUUGGAGAACACGAUAUACGCGACUUUAUACGGCAAGAGCUCAAACAACAAAGAGGGGGACCUCUUUUAAAGGCAGAUUUAUGCCCCGAUGAAUUCGAGGUGGGUGACUUCAGUACAGAGCUUGAGCUCAACACCAUCGUUUUGCCGUCGAACCUAACGAAUCUCAAUAUUCCCCUGAGGGAUCUAUAUAUCGAGCUUGAGUCUAUGGAGGAGCCUACUGGGGUCUUUGAGAUCAUAGCAAACGGCCCUGUGUUACCCGAGGAGUAUUCAAAAUCAAUUCCCUGGUCACCACUGAAACCUGCUGGGGAGCGAUCAUUCCCAGCAACUGAGCUUGGUGACGACCUUUCUACUUAA